AUGCUAAAGAUAAGAAAAAAAUACCAACAAUCCUGCCUGCCUACCUGCCUAUCUAUCUAUCUAUCUAUCUAUCUAUCUAUCUAUCUAUCUAUCUAUCUAAAUAUAUUCAAAUCUAUCUAUCUCAAUCUGAUCAUAUUUGUUCAUUAUCUAUCUAUCUAUCUAAAACGAGUUUUAAAACAUAAAAUAAAAAAAACACGAAAAUCUAUCUAUCUAUCUAUCUAUCUAUCUAUCUAUCUAUCUAUCUAUCUAUCUAUCUACGUGCAUUGGUGCCUGCUUGAAAAGCUAUCGAUUUGUUUGAUAUCUAUCGUAGAUCUUUUUCCUUGUUAUAUCUAUCUAUCUAUCUAUCUAUCUAUCUAUCUAUCUAUCUAUCUAUCUAUCUAUCCAUCUUAUGCAAACGCGCGCGCGUACACACACACAUACAAUCUCACCGACGCCUGCCUAUCUAUCUAUCUAUCUAUCUAUCUAUCUAUCUAUCUAUCUAUCUACAAUAAAAUAUGUAUCAAAUAUCAUGAUUUCUUUCUCUCGAGAUUUCAAUAG
Molecule: messenger RNA, 537 nt
Organism: Acanthosepion pharaonis
Lineage: Eukaryota; Metazoa; Mollusca; Cephalopoda; Sepiida; Sepiidae
Source: the annotation of a GenBank genome assembly